CGCACGUGAGGCGGCUCGGCAGCGAUGGAGGCGCUGGACCGGGUGGUAAAGCCUAAAACAAAGAGAGCAAAAAGGUUUCUUGAGAAGAGAGAACCCAAACUUAAAGAAAAUACAAAAAAUGCCAUGCUCAUAAAAGGAGGAAAUGCAAACUUAACAGUGACUGAAGUGCUUAGAGACAUUUAUGCUGUGAAGAAGCCUUUUGCUGUACUGUAUAAAAAGAAAAAUAUUACUAGGCCUUUUGAGGAUCAAACAUCAUUGGAAUUCUUUUCCAAGAAAUCGGAUUGUUCUUUGUUUCUGUUUGGCUCUCAUAACAAGAAGCGACCUAACAACCUGAUAAUAGGUCGCAUGUUUGAUUAUCACGUCCUAGACAUGAUUGAGCUUGGCGUUGAAAAGUUUGUGUCCCUAAAAGAUGUCAAGAACAGUAAAUGUCCUGAAGGAACAAAACCCAUGUUGAUAUUUGCUGGUGACAUGUUUGAUGUAAAUGAAGAAUACAGAAGACUGAAGAGCCUUCUUAUCGAUUUCUUCAGAGGUCCUACUGUGCCCAGUAUCCGUCUGGCUGGUUUAGAGUACGUUCUGCAUUUCACAGCGGUAGAUGGGAAAAUUUACAUGCGGAGCUAUAAGUGA
Molecule: messenger RNA, 624 nt
Organism: Mesitornis unicolor (brown roatelo)
Lineage: Eukaryota; Metazoa; Chordata; Aves; Mesitornithiformes; Mesitornithidae
Gene: RPF2
Product: ribosome production factor 2 homolog (S. cerevisiae)
Exons: 8
Coding region: 25-624 (199 amino acids)
Biological process (GO): ribosomal large subunit assembly; maturation of LSU-rRNA from tricistronic rRNA transcript (SSU-rRNA, 5.8S rRNA, LSU-rRNA)
Cellular component (GO): nucleolus
Molecular function (GO): rRNA binding
Source: RefSeq, a predicted model, not a curated record